UAAACUGAUCCGAAGCCAACGAGAAAAGCGGAAGAUCAUGCAAACUUGCACUUAAAAGCUUGUUUUUGCCUCACUCUUUUUCUUCUAUUAGUCCACGCUUCAUUACUCAAUUCUCAUGCCAUCUUCAACCUCUUCAUGGAUUCCUCUUUGCUCACCAACCUUCUAAUCUUCAGCAACACAAUCCAACCAGAGUUGAUCAGGAGCGUGCAUGUCUAUCGCCAAUGGGAUGGUGAGGAAAUAGAAGUUGAAAGAGAGUUUGUGUUUUCAGAGACUAGUUCCUAUGAGGAAAUGCAGGCUACCCCAAUUCUUAGAUUGAUGAAAUCUCAUGUUUCUGAGGUGUAUGAAGGGUACAAGAAUGGAGUGUGGCUUUGUAUCUUUGCCUUUCAUGCCAAUCACACACCUCAAUUUUCCCACAUUCCAUCCUUGUUGAUGGUCACAAGAAAUCCAAAGCUUCAGAUGAUUCCUAACUUGCUUAAUGAUCUCCAUAUGAUACACAAAUUAGACUGGAGGGUGGAAGACAAAGAUAUACCACAAGACUCUAUGGGGGAAGAAUGGCAAGGAAACAGCAAUGGUAGCCAACCUACACAAAAAAUCUUGCCUGUGUUUGAUCAGGAUCUCAACUGUCUUCCUUAUGAAGAAGAUGAGUCUGAGUUACCAGACAAUGAGAUAGAUGUUGAAAGCUCACCAGGUUUGAUAGAGAAGAAAAAGAGGGCCCCCAGCGACCAUGUAGCAAAAAUUUCUUUAUCAGAUUUGGUCAAGUACUUUGGUAUGCCAAUUGUAGAAGCAUCAAGAAAUCUAAAUGUUGGGCUUACUGUUCUCAAGAGAAAGUGCAGAGAAUUUGGUAUUCCCCGCUGGCCUCAUAGGAAGAUCAAAUCACUUGAUAGUCUCAUUCAUGAUCUUCAGGAAGAGGCAAAGCACCAAGAAUUGAAGGACAAGGAAGCAGCCAUGGCUGUGACAAAGAGGCAAAGGAUGUUGGAGAGUGAGAAGGAAAACAUAGAGAAGAAACCCUUCAUGGACAUCCAAAGUGAGACCAAGAGAUUCAGGCAAGAUGUUUUCAAGAGAAGACACAGAGCUAGAGCUACUGAAAAACAGAAUUCUGCAGUAGCCAACACAUAGCACCUUUUAAAGAGUCAAAACAGCUACAAAACCAUAAUUGUAGAAAGACACUAAAAA
This is a messenger RNA of Abrus precatorius (Indian licorice), 1173 nucleotides long. RefSeq names its product protein RKD5. The transcript has 5 exons. The coding region runs from base 136 to 1116 and encodes 326 amino acids. Gene Ontology annotation, molecular function: DNA-binding transcription factor activity. The record is from RefSeq and is a predicted model, not a curated record. Lineage: Eukaryota; Viridiplantae; Streptophyta; Magnoliopsida; Fabales; Fabaceae.